AUGAGUUCAAGUGAGUUUAGUCAUGUGAAAGGUAGCUCUGAUAUAACAAAUGAUUUUAAAAUUUUAUCGACUAUAAGAUACGAUCCCAAUCUUUUCACUAGUGAUAGCAACAGUUUUGAUGGUAUUGAGAGUUUAUCUGAUAUAGAGAAGACUGGUCUCUAUAAAAAGUUAAAAUCUGCAUAUAUUGAAGAUUUUAACAAACAAAGAAAGGAAUUUCAUAAAUCAAUUGAUAAAAAAGUAUUGAACUGUGAUAAAAAGUUGUUAAGUUUAUUUUUUAAUAGAUAUUUUCUGCUCCAUGAUCAUUAUGAAAGGAUUAAGUUCUCGUGUAAAUACUUUGAAUGGAACUUCAACUACUCAGAACUUGAAUUUUUAACAUUGUUAAUAAGAGCAUUACCAAAAAAUAAUGACAUUAAGAACUCAACAGUUGAUGAGACCAUGAGAGAGUUCUUAAACAAAAGAACUGUAUAUAAGGUGAGAGCACUUUUAUCAGUUAACGGAGAGUUCGAAAUAGAAUAUCAUAAAAUUUCAGAUUUAGAUGAUGAAGAACAACCGAGCUUUGAUUAUGUUAUUAAAAAUAUAUUUUCCGGAUUUAUUCCAGAGCUAGAACCAACCUGGAAUAUCGUAAUAGACCGCGUUCAUUUACACUGUUCACCUUUCACAUCAUUUAAGACUACCAUCAGGGAGCAUUACUCUGAAGCUCGAGUCAGAAUGCAAAAAGUCAUAGAAAAUUUGCAUAUGAACAAUUCCAAGAAUGAAAUACUUUUAUUAAAUGCUAGUGGUAAGUUCGUAGAAGGUUCGAUUACAAAUCUCGUCAUCAAAUAUAACUUUUCAGAUGAUAAUACCUCUUAUGCCACACCCCCGUUAGAAUCUGGUUGUCUCUAUGGCGUAAUGCGUAAUUAUCUGUUACGAUUAGGAAUUAUUAGGGAGAGAGUAAUAGAAUCUAGUGAAAUUAAUAUCAACGAUAAUAUUAUUAUUUGUAAUGCUAUUAUGGGCUGUGUUAAAGGAAAAAUUAUCCAUUAG
Molecule: messenger RNA, 1020 nt
Organism: Tetrapisispora phaffii CBS 4417
Lineage: Eukaryota; Fungi; Ascomycota; Saccharomycetes; Saccharomycetales; Saccharomycetaceae
Gene: ABZ2
Product: aminodeoxychorismate lyase ABZ2
Exons: 1
Coding region: 1-1020 (339 amino acids)
Molecular function (GO): catalytic activity
Source: RefSeq, a predicted model, not a curated record